This is a messenger RNA of Schistocerca serialis cubense, 849 nucleotides long. RefSeq lists its product as uncharacterized. The transcript is spliced from 3 exons. Lineage: Eukaryota; Metazoa; Arthropoda; Insecta; Orthoptera; Acrididae. The record is from RefSeq and is a predicted model, not a curated record. The coding region runs from base 1 to 849 and encodes 282 amino acids.
AUGGAGCAAGUACAGAAGACCACCACCUUUGUCAGAAGACCACCACCUUUGUCAGAAGACCACCACCUUUGUCAGAAGACCACCACCUUUGUCAGAAGACCACCACCUUUGUCAGAAGGCCACCACCUUUGUCAGAAGGCCACCACCUUUGUCAGAAGGCCACCACCUUUGUCAGAAGGCCACCACCUUUGUCAGAAGGCCACCACCUUUGUCAGAAGGCCACCACCUUUGUCAGAAGGCCACCACCUUUGUCAGAAGGCCACCACCUUUGUCAGAAGGCCACCACCUUUGUCAGAAGGCCACCACCUUUGUCAGAAGGCCACCACCUUUGUCAGAAGGCCACCACCUUUGUCAGAAGGCCACCACCUUUGUCAGAAGGCCACCACCUUUGUCAGAAGGCCACCACCUUUGUCAGAAGGCCACCACCUUUGUCAGAAGGCCACCACCUUUGUCAGAAGGCCACCACCUUUGUCAGAAGGCCACCACCUUUGUCAGAAGGCCACCACCUUUGUCAGAAGGCCACCACCUUUGUCAGAAGGCCACCACCUUUGUCAGAAGGCCACCACCUUUGUCAGAAGGCCACCACCUUUGUCAGAAGGCCACCACCUUUGUCAGAAGGCCACCACCUUUGUCAGAAGGCCACCACCUUUGUCAGAAGGCCACCACCUUUGUCAGAAGGCCACCACCUUUGUCAGAAGGCCACCACCUUUGUCAGAAGGCCACCACCUUUGUCAGAAGGCCACCACCUUUGUCAGAAGGCCACCACCUUUGUCAGAAGGCCACCACCUUUGUCAGAAGGCCACCACCUUUUUCAGUGAACAAAUACAAAAUAACAAUCUUUUGGCUUGA